Paramormyrops kingsleyae is the source of this 2068-nucleotide messenger RNA. It is a transcript of the gene dcaf17, whose product is annotated as ddb1 and cul4 associated factor 17. Gene Ontology annotation, biological process: protein ubiquitination. Gene Ontology annotation, cellular component: Cul4-RING E3 ubiquitin ligase complex. The record is from RefSeq and is a predicted model, not a curated record. Lineage: Eukaryota; Metazoa; Chordata; Actinopteri; Osteoglossiformes; Mormyridae.
UGUAUUUUUAGAAAAUUAUUUUAGCUGGUUGCUUAAAGUUUAGAGAGCACUUUUGGGCCCCCCUUGACCCAGGGCCCGGGGACCUGGUUAAGAUACUUGGUGAAUGUCCUCUUUUACGAUCCAUGGAACUCAUACGGAAAAGACUCGCCAAGACAAUGCAAAACUACAAAUCCCAAAAUGCCCCAGGAGACGUGAUGUCAUUACAACCGCGCGGCGAUACUCUAAAAAGAAGAGAGACUGGAGAUGUGCAUGUGUUGAUGAGCGCAAACGCCAGCGUACACAUGUCACUGAGGUCUAUAGGUGCCUUUUCCACGGAUGCUGGGAUGCUGCUUAGGAAAAAUAUGAGGUUGCUUCGGCAACUUAUUCUUAAGGACACAACUGAGUUUAAAAAAGUUUGGACAAGACAUUCAAAAUCCCCAAUUGCAUAUGAAAGUGGGAAGAUUUAUUUCGAAAAUUACCGGUGCUGCUUCAGUAGUAUUCCUUCAAAUCCACAAUUCCUGUACGAAUUACCCAAAGUAUCUAAUGCAGAGAAGAUUGAAGAUGCUCUACUGUGCCAGUGUCCUCUUGAGAAAGCACUGCCACAAUCAUCAGACCAAAAGCCCUGUCUCCUGGCACUGACAGCAAAUAACUGGCUGUAUCGCUACUCAACAAAGACAGGAGAACAGCUGCAGAAAGUUUAUCUCUCCCCACGCUAUAAGUUCAGGUACCUUGGUUGGGAUGUUCCCCAGGAAACAUUCUACAUUAAGUCUGUUCAGAAUAAACCGUCCGUCAUGGCAAGGCAGGCUGGUCUUGACAACAACACCAUAAUAUACCUGGCUGUACUCAGUGUUUUUCCCCUGGAGGUGUUGGCUGUUCUGGAGAUCAACAAAAAAGCAUUUGGAGCCACCGUCGUGGAUGUGUUACUGUCUCAAGGUCUUUUGGUGAUUUCUCACAGCACUAAGGUUGUGAAGCUCUACAGUUUUGAGAACAUUGUUGAUAAGUAUAUGACAAAGAGGCUGAAACUUGGACAGCACUGUGAGUGGGGCAGAGUCACCGGAACCGUGGGCGAAUCACCUUUCGGCAUUCCGGUAAACCUCCAGAUUAACGAGCACCCUCCGGUAUUGUUCGAACUGGCUUGCUUGGACAACAACAUACAGAUCGGCGGUCAUCCGUGGCAUGUCAUCUACACCCCAAAGCUCAGGAAGCACCAAGGAACCUACCACAUAUGCUCCCUGGAGGACGGCUCCCUGGCACAUAAUGGGAUACAGGACAUGCAGUGUUGUUCCCUGGAAUCUGACUGGAUCUACUUCCAUCCAGAUGAUUCUGGUAGAAUCAUUCAUGUGGGUCCCAGCAGAAUAAACGUGUUGAAGAUCCUAAAAGCUCAUGGAUCCUCCUCACAAUUUGAGGUUGUUGAAGAAUUUUCCAUCACAGCCCAUCGGAACAAUAGCGCUGUCGCCCAACCCAGUGUGACCUUUUCAGGUCGAACGGUGAAGAGAAGGUAUCAAGAACUGGAUGAUGAUCCUGAGAAAGAGACCUUCAAGGUGGUGGAGUAUGAGGAUGAGCUGGACCUGUUGGCAGCCGUGGAGGUGACCGUGACGGACGAGGUCGGAAGGGCUUAUGUUGGUUUAUAUGACAACCAGAACGGAACAUUACGGAAGAAGAGUCAGUUGCUUGAAGCUUGGGAUGUGACUUACAGUCACGAGUUUUUCUUUGACCGAGACACAAUGAUUCACAUUGCACAGGAGAAGAGUAAUUUCUGCUGUCAUGUCUACAAAAUUACCCACAGACAAGAAGAUAUUGAAGAGCAGUUAGAGGAAUCAUCAAUGAAAUGACGCACGUGUCCAAGCUGUGUCAUUACUCACACAAAACACUGAAAUGCUAUUUUAUACGUUCAAACUGAAGUGACAUGGUUAUACUUUAAAUAUGAAUUAUAAUAAAAAUACUUGCUUGUAUCUAGAAAAUAUGCCACUAUAAAGAUGUUUUUCAAUUUUUGCUGAUUUUGUGUGGAUUUUUACUGCUAUGGCAGUAAACCAAGCUAGAUCAGUAUAGUUUUUAAAACCACUAAAUAAAUGCAAAAGUCAUCCCUGCA